GCUAGUACAAAACGCCCACAGCUAUCCGUUACCUGCUCCCGUUAUCACUGCUCCCGUUAAUGUUGUCUUUCAUCCCAGCGGAGCGUUUUAUUCACCGGCACACACAGGUUUUAUAACAAAGUAUUUAUUCGGUGAUAUUGAUCGACGAUCACGUUGAUUUGAUCCACCGACUUGCCCCGAUCUGAGCUAAGCUAACAGUUAGCCUCACAGUCAAAAUGGCGGACAACGAGGAUGACAGCGGUUCGACUAGAACAAUAACAGCGGCGGAGCCGCUGGGGUCCGCGGCCGCUCAGUGCACCCAGCCCGGGGAUAAUGUAUCGGCGGUGGCCGCCGACCAAAGCGGUCAGCCCAGUGAGGGUCCACAGACAGUGUUCGGUGCAGAGACAAGUCAGCCCGAGGACAGUUUACCGGCAGGGUCCGGUGCUCAGCUGGCGGACUUCUUACAGAACUGCCCAGAGGAGCAGAGCAUCCUGGUGGGCACAGAGUUCACCGGCCUGGCCCCGGACCUGGUCAACACCACCAUCAUCUACGUGCAGCCGGACGGCAGCCUAGUGGAGGGCUCUGGAUUGACGGCCGACGAGCAGCAGGCUCUGCUGGACCAGCUCACCAAGCAGCAGAUCGUCCAGGUCUCCGACACCGAAGCCGCCCAGCUGCUCCAGCAGAGCCAGCUGGUCAAAACCAUCCCCGUCCACAAUACAGCCCUGGAUCCGAGUCAGCUGCAGCAGGUCAUCAACCAGGUCACCAAGUCCCAGCAGCAGGUCCACGUCCCCCAGCAGGUCCUAAAGCAGCAGGUCCAGGUCCCCCAGCUGGGUGUGAGGCAGCAGAAGCAGGUCCAGAGCCCCCAGCAGAGCUUAAAGACCACCACCCAGAACAACGCCUCCCUGCAGCUGAAGACUGUGGCUCAGCAGGUCGCCAUGCAGACCGGUGGCUCAGUCCAGGUGGUCCAGAAGAAGUCCGAGCCCGUCCGGAUCCAGGUGCAGGUUCCCCCCAAACAGGAAGUGAAGCCUGGCUCCGCCGCCCAGCAGAAGACUGUAGCUGUCAAUCAUCCGCAGGUGAAGCUGUCAGCCAAUGGCGGUGUGAGCAGUGGCCAGAUUAUCCACAUCCAGCCCAUGGUUGGUCAGGAGGGUCAACAGUUCUUCCUGCAGCAGCGCCCUGGGGACCCCCCCAUCCAGCUGCUGCUGCAGAGCCCCACCCCCGUCGUCGGAUCUUUGCUCCCGUUGGUCCACAAGGUCACAGGCCAGACGACGUCGGCUGGCGCCGCCUCCGGUUCGGGUCAGAAACCUGCAAUCUCCCCGAUCAGACUUCAUAACCCCGCCGCUGUUAAGAUCCCGCCCCCCUCCAUCGUCAAGACCCCGCCCACCUCUGCUGCUAAAACCAUUAGCGUCCCAGUAAUUAAAACCACCACGAACGGCAUGACGACAGCCACCAGAACCAAUCCCGUCAAACCGUCUGCAGUCAUCGCGGCGGUCCCGGUCCAACCCGCCACACCUGCUGCUGCCCGACCUGCCACAAUAACCCCGCCCCCCGUGACCCCACCUCCGGCACUGAAGGACAGAGAUAGGGAAAAAGAGAAGGAGAAGAAGAUGAAGAAGAAAGAAAAGAAGGCGAUGAAGGUCCAGACCAGGUCUGGCCGUGUCUCCAGACCACCGAAGUAUAAAGCCAAAGACUAUAAAUUCAUAAAGACAGAGGACCUGGCCGACAGUCACCAGUCUGAUUCUGACGACUACUCUGAUAUGAGCGUAGAGGAGGAGGAGGGUGGGAGGAAGGACGGUCACGUGUCUGGAGCCUCCCCCUCCAUCACCUAUAGCCACAAGUCCCGGUCCCACUGCUGCCAGACCUGCGACAAGGCCUACAUUGGUCCCGGAGGUCUGAACCGGCACUACAAACUCAACCCGACCCACGGAGAGCCCGAUCUGCCCGGCAACCCACCUAGCAACACACCACACCCUCUCAGAGACGACAGCCAAUCACAGGAGACGACGGGAGGAGGUGUCAGAGAGGAAGAGGAGGAGAAGGAGAAGAAGGAGGACAAGAAGGAGGACAAACCUGCUGCCACAGCAACAAACAGAGUGGAGGGGGGUCCAGCAGCAGCCGUAGGACUCAGGGGGCUCCAUUCCCGGGGCCCCGGCCGGCCCAGAGGACGCGGAAGAGGCAGGGGAAGGGGCCGAGGGCGGGGUCGAUCGCUGGGACCGCCUCCUAAGGUGACAGUGAGCCUCGUCGGCAGGCGAGGCCGCCGCGGCCGACCGCCGAAGCUCUCCGUCACCACGGUAACCGCGGAGCAGCAGGCAUCGAGGAGACGAGACAGACUGCAGGAGCUGGUGGGGCAGUGCGAGGAUGAGGAGCUGAUGGACAUUGUUCUUCCUCGUUUGACGAAAAUGUUGAGUCUGUGGGAGAUGCUGCUGGCAAAGGUGGAGCGCGGCGGUCCGGCUCGGACUCUGUUUCCAGACAUUUACCGUGAGUUUGAGUCCCUGCAGACUCAGGUGAGACAGGCCGCUCAGGAUUACAUCAUCAGCCCUCAGGCUGGAGCUGUGCCACUGGAGGUCAGGAACAUCGAGGUCGCCAGGUCUCUGGGGAUCCUGGACGAGGUGAACAAGAUGAAGGUGGUUCCUGGAGUGUCUCCCAGCUCCAGUCUGACCAGUAAGAACGUCCGAUACAUGGAGAAUUCCAAGAUGUUGCCGCCUUCAAAGAGAUUUAAGAUGGAGAACAGCAUUCCGGUUCACCAGAACGGCAUCGAGACGCCCAAAACAGGUGAGACCACUGUGACCCCUGUGACCUCUGUGACCUCCUCCCUGAAGCCCUGCUCGGUCUCUGUGCCCCCUCUGGUGAUGCAAGCUGAACCCAAACUGCUGACCACCACUGCCUCCAGCUCCUCUGGCUCCACCUCUGCUAAGAUGCCCCCCACCCCGACUCUGCCCCCUGUCACGCACAUGGAGGUGAUCCCAGGUGAGGACCAGGGUGAGAGGCAUCUGAAGAACAAUGACCAGGUGGAGGAUCUGCUGGUAAGCCAGGACCAGGUCCUAAGCACCAGUGACCUCACAGUUCAGAUGAAGGAGCUGGAGAAAGCUUUGGGUUCAGGUCUUGAGACUAUCGCAGACUCAAAGACACUUGAUUCCAGCAGCACCCAGACAUCUGUGUCCAGCUCAGGCCAGAGCCUGGCUUCAUCUCAGCUCCAGCAGAGGGGCUCCUCCCAGACCGAGUCCAGCUCCACAGACCCCUGUGAGCCCAAAGAGCUGCAGGAGGGUCAGGAGAUUUACAUCCAGACUGAGGGCCUGACAGUCCAGCUGGCAGAGCCCGGAUUAGACCGGAUCGUGAUCGUCAAUGGACCGGACGGAACGACCAUGCACAUACAGACCCCAGAGGGAGUUCCCCUGGAAGCGGUCCAGGCCCUGCUAGGCAUCGAGGCCUCUGAUGGGGCCAAAGCUCCCGAGUGAACCCUGAACAGAGUCCACACUGAUCUGGCCUGAGCAAGACCAGAACCUGACCUGAACCACAUCACUCUGACUAUGAGAGUCUUGAUUUAUAAGGUGUCUUACACAUCCACACAGGUGAUUAUCUGCAGUCAUGUGACCAACACUUGGACCCGCAAACACCUAUCUCUGUCUCGCUGGGGGCGGAGCAUAAACACACCUGUCAGUGUGUCACUGUCUCAUGUUCUUAUUGAUGAUGCCCCUAAAAACAAACUGUUCAUGAUAGUUUUGGGUGUAAUGAUCACAGCCACCUUUAGGGGGUGCUAACAGACUGCUGGUUAGCUCAGCCCUGUAGAAUAUGUUUCAGAUUUAACACCUGAGGACAAACAGGACAAAGAUUCUUUAAUAUCACACCUGUGUCGUUCCAGUCGAGGUGACGUCUAGUUCCUCAUCAGUUUGUGGGGGGGGGGGGGGUGAACUGGACAUCAGUGAUGCCACAGUUUCCCAUUAAAGGGUUAAUGUAUGCAUGUCUUCUUGUCUGGUGUCCACACACAGGGUCCAGAUCUGUCCACAGAGGAGACUUUCAUGAACAGUGGGAUCAUGUCACAUACUGCCUGUACCAUGAACUUCCUGUUUAAAAACAAGUUGAAGAUCUUCCAACAGACACCUGAAGUUUUUCUCAGCUUUCAGCCUCUUUGUGGCUAAAUUAUCUCGUUAUCCUGUUAUUGGUUUAUUUUAGGGGGCUCGUGUAAUAUUGAAAGAUUGUUAUCCUGACAGAAAACACCAUCUUCUGAUGAUCAGGACAUAAAAGUGAACACAUCUAACUCCUGAUCUGAUUUCAACAGAUAUCCUGAUCAAUGAAUCCUGAUCAAUGAAUCCUGACCUCAGGUUAACAGAUUCUAAAUAUAAGAAGCAUUUUUAGAACGAGAUAGUCAGUUUGUGACUGAUGUCCUCUGUGGGCUCCUGUACUCAGCAGCAAUGAACAAACAGUCUUAUUGAUCAUCUCAGUUCAGCUCGUUGUUGAUUGGUUCGUUCAGUUCUCGGCUGUGAUGAUGUCAGUGGUGGCGUCCCAGGAGGAAUCUGGUCUUCCUGACAGUUUUUAAAGACUCUGGAGUGACUGUAAAUUUGUAAAGUUUUCUUUUCUUUCAGUGUUUCCAUAUUUGUUUAAAAUAGGAAGUGAUUAGUCGGCUGUUUAUAUGUAGAUAAAUAUGAAAAACAAAGUUUAAAAAAGUUGCACUAUUUUAUUACUUUUUAUAAAACUUCACAGCGAAACCUUUUCCAAACGAAAACGGAACAUUUGUACUCGUUUGGAGAGUCGAUGUGAAGACGGACUAGAAACCGUCUGGAGGACGUUAAACUGUCACGUCGAUCAUUCGAGCGCUGAACGCAUUAAACACGUUUCAUGUUCCUCCAAUAAACAGACGUGACAAACUCCCUCUGAGCUGUUUCAUGAGGUCACAUGACGUCACGAACUCGUGUUCACGUCCUCUGAUGUUUGUGUCUCGUCUCUGAACGUCUUCCAGCUCUGUUCCCCACGACGUUUCUUUAUUGUUCAAAGUUGUUUUUUCAUUUAGAAAAAGUCCCUGAAAGAUGGGGGAGAC
Molecule: messenger RNA, 5008 nt
Organism: Chelmon rostratus (copperband butterflyfish)
Lineage: Eukaryota; Metazoa; Chordata; Actinopteri; Chaetodontiformes; Chaetodontidae
Gene: znf839
Product: zinc finger protein 839
Exons: 10
Coding region: 216-3431 (1071 amino acids)
Source: RefSeq, a predicted model, not a curated record